AUGCCAAUAAAUUUUACCAAUCUUAUAAAUAACAACAAAUCUGCUGAAAUUCUUGAUGUUGUUCUUACUGGUGCUCUUGUUGUAGGCUCAUGCACGUUGAUGAUCCGGAUCAUGAUUGCACAGAGCAGGUAUUGGGAAGCUGUUUUUGAAAAUUUUGUUGAAUAUCCUGAAGGGGUUAAAGAUGAACCACCAGCAACUCUACUACCAUCAGAACAAGAUGAUGAAGCCAAUGAAUCUAGCAAUGGGUGGCAUUGGUUUAAUGGAUGGCCAGGGAUGCGUGAGUUUCUUUUCCGAGAACAAUUUGGGUUUUUUUUCCUACGAAACUCUUCUUUAGACUUGGCUAGUGCGCGACAGUUUUUAAAUGCACAUAGUCUGGGCCAAAUUUUUGAAAACUUUUCUACCACAGGUUCCGAAAACACAGCUUGGAGAGAGGUUGAAGAAAAUGAAGAUAAUGAAGAUAAUGAUGGUGAACAGCAUCAGCAUCAGCAUCAGCAUCAGCAUCAGCAUCAGCAUCAGCAUCAGCAUCAGCAUCAGCAACAACAACAACAGCAGCAACAAGGUGAAGGAAGAUCAGGAGAACAGAGGAUAGAAAAAGAUACAAUUUCUUUAAACCCAACUUUACGGUAUGAACGGAGCGAUGUACCUGUAGAAACACUAAUCUAUCUUAUGGACAAGAGUGGUCCCGAUAUUAAAUACAAAGAUCGAUCAACAGUCAAGCGUCUUAUCCAUGAUCUUAUGAAUGUGGACGACUUGGAUCGCUGGGAAUUGGCACUUGUGGCACUCAACAAGCCUACUGUUCUAAUCAAAUAUAUGUAUAUUGAUAAGGCAGUUGCAUAUAUAUUUUCAUUUACAUUUGUGUUACCAGUUUUACGUGGACUAUCGACCAUGGCUCGCAUGGAUCCGGUUAAGCUGACAGGUUUGCAUUUUUAUUGUGCGUCAACGGCUUUAGAAUUGUUUUAUACAAUGUAUGAUAUAUUAGUACUGGAUGAAGAGGGACCAGAGUGGGAGUUAGUAGCAUCUGUCAUUUCAAACCGACCUUCAAUAAACCAGGAAACAUUGGCUUCAGAAUGGUAUACAUUUGAACGACACCAAGAACUUUUGUCUACAAUUAAGAGAAAGUAUAGUCGGUUUGCUCGCAACUAUCGCAAAAAUCUAGGCCGUUCAAUGUUGCCCAUAGAGCCUGUUGAGUAUAUGGAUGAUUUUACAAUUAAGCGCAAGAUGCAGAAUCCUAUCACCAAGUUUGCCAUGAAUUUUGUUGGGUUGGAAAUUAGAAUGGGUAUUUUGCCAGAUUAUAAUCUGCCAUAA
Messenger RNA from Magnusiomyces paraingens, 1305 nucleotides. RefSeq lists its product as uncharacterized. Lineage: Eukaryota; Fungi; Ascomycota; Dipodascomycetes; Dipodascales; Dipodascaceae. Bases 1 to 1305 code for a protein of 434 amino acids. The transcript has 2 exons. The record is from RefSeq and is a predicted model, not a curated record.